Agrilus planipennis (emerald ash borer) is the source of this 1878-nucleotide messenger RNA. RefSeq names its product sphingosine-1-phosphate lyase. The coding region runs from base 121 to 1776 and encodes 551 amino acids. Gene Ontology annotation, molecular function: pyridoxal phosphate binding; sphinganine-1-phosphate aldolase activity. Lineage: Eukaryota; Metazoa; Arthropoda; Insecta; Coleoptera; Buprestidae. The record is from RefSeq and is a predicted model, not a curated record. Gene Ontology annotation, biological process: carboxylic acid metabolic process; sphingolipid catabolic process. The transcript has 9 exons. Gene Ontology annotation, cellular component: endoplasmic reticulum.
UGAACUGAUAAGUAAACAAUAGGAAACGUCGAUUACAACAUACAACAUCAAUUUUGGUCUUAUGAUUGCUGUUACAACACACAACAUAACUCUAAAAAUAUUCAAUUAGAUAAGACAAGAAUGGCAAUAAUUACUGCACCUUUUGAGAUUGUUAAAACAGGAAUUAAUAAUGCAUUUGUUAGUAAAGAACCUUGGCAAAUAGUAACCAUAACAACUUCUACAGUUCUACUUUCAGUAUGGCUUUACGAAUUCAUUUUUCAAGAAGAAAGUGUCAUGGAAAGAACAAAAAAGACAUUCUUCAAAUUAGCGAAAUUAGUUCCCUCUAUUCGUUUAAAAAUUGAUUCAGAAAUGGAAAGCGUAAGGAAAUCUUUGUAUAAAGAUGUAGAAGAACGAGGAAAAGCCUUACAUUACAUAACUACUUUGCCUGAAAAAGGCUUUUCAAAAGAAGCAAUAGUGAAGCUUACCGAUGAAAAUCUUGGCUUAAGUGAUUAUGACUGGGCACAAGGAAAAGUCUCUGGAACUGUUUACUACAUGAGUAGCGAAAUAAAUUCACUUAUAACAGAUAUAUAUUCAAAAUCAGCAUACACUAAUCCUUUACACCUUGAUAUUUUUCCUGGAAUUUGUAAAAUGGAAGCAGAAGUGGUUCACAUGACUGCUAAUGCUUUUCAUGGGGGCGCAAAUGCUUGUGGAACAAUGACGUCUGGGGGCACAGAAUCAAUUUUAAUGGCCUGUAAGGCUUUCAGGGAUUUUGCACGAGAAGAAAAAGGGAUCAAAAAACCAGAAAUGGUACUUCCUAAGACUGCACAUUCUGCUUUUGAUAAAGCAGCACAGUACUUUAAGAUAAAAGCCAUCUAUGUACCUGUUGAUCCUGUUACUACUCAAGUAGACAUUAAUGCCAUGGAAAAGGCUAUUUCAUGGAAUACUAUAAUGUUAGUAGGGUCAGCUCCCAACUUUCCGUAUGGUACAAUGGAUGACAUUGCAGCUAUAUCUGACUUGGGAUUAAAAUAUAACAUACCUGUACAUGUUGACUCUUGCUUAGGGGGAUUUCUUACUGCAUUCAUGCCUGAUGCUGGAUUUCCUGUGCCCAUUUGCGACUUCCGCCUUCCUGGGGUAAUGAGCAUAUCAGCGGACACCCACAAAUACGGAUUUACACCAAAGGGAUCGUCGGUUGUGCUCUACAGAGAACCAAAGUAUCGCCAUCAUCAGUAUACAAUUACAACAGACUGGCCUGGAGGUGUGUACGGAUCACCAACUGUGGGUGGUUCUAGAGCAGGUGGUUCUAUAGCAGUUUGUUGGGCCGUACUGCUCAGAUUUGGCAAAGAGGGAUACAUUCGGGCAACGAGGGAAAUUAUUCACACAAGUCGAUACAUUGAAAAAGGGUUGAGGUCAAUGAAAGGAAUUUUUGUCUUUGGACAACCUGCAACAAGUGUUAUAGCCAUUGGAUCGAAUGAUUUUGAUAUAUACAGACUGUCAUCUGCCCUCCUUAAAUUGGGGUGGAAUCUUAACAAUUUACAGUAUCCCUCAGCAAUUCAUUUGGCUGUGACCUACUUACACACAAAAGGAGGAGUGGCUGAUCAGUUUCUGAGUGAUGUAAAGAAUUCUUUGGCGAUUAUUCUUGAGAAACCAGAAAAGCGUGUGGAAGGAAAGUUGGCCAUUUAUGGAGUAGCGCAAGAAAUACCAGAUCGUUCAAUCGUAAGAGACAUUACCCGUUUGUUCCUUGAUUCGAUGUACUAUAUUCCGAAUAAUAAAGAAAAUAAGAACGAUAACACUCAAUGAAUAUAUUACUUGGGUAAUACUAGUAUUACAAUUUGUACAUAGUAACCAAAUGCAGUGUACUUAGGUGUUUACAUAAUAAUAUAAAUAAAUAUUUUUAUCAGU